AUGCCAUCGUCGAACUCCGGCGAGAGCCGCCGAGCCACCAAGCCCCAGAGCGCUGCCGGAGCCCCGCCUCCGCCGGAGCAAGAGAAUCUCCCCUGCCCCCGCUGUGAGUCCACCAACACUAAGUUCUGCUACUACAACAACUACAACUACUCCCAGCCGCGCCACUUCUGCAAGUCGUGCCGCCGGUAUUGGACCCACGGCGGCACCCUCCGCGACAUCCCUGUCGGAGGCGGCAGCCGCAAGAACGCCAAGCGCUCCCGCACCCACCACACUGCCACUUCAUCGUCCUCCUCCACCAUGACGUCACAUCAGGAGCACACUCUACCCGCAUUGGCCCCCGUCGCCACAACCCAAGGAGGGUCCAUGCACUUCGUUGACGGAGACGUUAAUAAACAGAGUAACGUUAACGUCUGCGGGAGUUUCACUUCGUUGCUGAACAACACCCAGGGCAACGGGUUUCUCGCCCUCGGGGGUUUUGGGCUUGGGCUGGGGCACGGGUUGGAGGACAUGGGUUUCGGGAUUAGCAGGUCGGGGUGGGCCUUCCCCGGUAUGGUGGAUGGUGCCAACAUUGGAGGCGGCGUUCCGUCUUCUGGCAUGAGCGCGUGGCAGUUAGAGAGUGGCGAAGGUGGGUUUGUUAGUGGAGACUGUUUCUCAUGGCCUGGGCUUGCGAUUUCAACACCGGGGAAUGGUCUCAAAUGA
Molecule: messenger RNA, 699 nt
Organism: Sphenostylis stenocarpa
Lineage: Eukaryota; Viridiplantae; Streptophyta; Magnoliopsida; Fabales; Fabaceae
Source: the annotation of a GenBank genome assembly